Messenger RNA from Carassius carassius (crucian carp), 879 nucleotides. RefSeq names its product troponin T, cardiac muscle isoforms-like. The record is from RefSeq and is a predicted model, not a curated record. The coding region runs from base 1 to 789 and encodes 262 amino acids. Gene Ontology annotation, biological process: sarcomere organization; cardiac muscle contraction; regulation of muscle contraction. Gene Ontology annotation, molecular function: troponin C binding; troponin I binding; tropomyosin binding. Gene Ontology annotation, cellular component: troponin complex. The transcript has 11 exons. NCBI's taxonomy places the organism in Eukaryota, Metazoa, Chordata, Actinopteri, Cypriniformes, Cyprinidae.
AUGACAGGCUCAGUCUCUCCCUCUCUUGGCCGGCCCAAACGAGAAUCAGGUUUCCUUGCUUUAGAUGAUCUGGUUUACACAUCGACUCCUGAUGCCUCUGAGGAACCUGGGGAAGAAGGAGAAACAAAACCAAAGCAUAAACCCUUUGUGCCAGCUUUGGUGCCUCCUAAAAUUCCUGAUGGAGAGAAAGUUGAUUUUGAUGAUAUUCACCGCAAACGUAUGGAGAAAGAUCUGACGGAGCUACAGACGCUCAUCGAGGCUCACUUCGAGAGCAGAAAGAAAGAAGAAGAGGAGCUAAUCAACCUCACCCAAAGGAUUGAGAACCGCAGGGCAGAACGAGCGGAGCAGCACCGGAUCCGGACAGAGCACGAGAAAGAGCGACAAAACAAACUAGCCGAGGAAAAGGCACGAAAAGAGGAGGAAGAGGCUAAGAGGAAGGCCGAUGAUGACGCUAAGAAGAAGAAGGUUCUCUCGAGCUUCCAGUUCACGGGAUUCAUGCAGAGGACAGACAAAAGGGGAGGGCCUAAGAAGCAAACAGAGAGGGAGAAGAAAAAAACGAUUCUUAGCGAACGCCGUAAGGAACUGAAUGUCGAAAACCUGAGUGCUGAUAAACUCAGAGAAACUGCGAAUGAACUCUGGAAGUGGAUGCGCCAACUUGAAGCCGAGAAGUUUGAGCUGCAGGACAGAUACAUGUGCCAGAAAUAUGAGAUCACAGUCCUGAGGAAUCGCGUCAGUGACCAUCAGAAAAAUACCAAAGGCUCUAGGAGUAAGAGAGGACUACGAAAAUAAAGCAGCUUCACAGAGACACCGGAAACUUCUACCACACUCAUAUCUGCAUAAAUAAUAUGCUUUAAUAUAGUUAUACAUUCUGAUCCUUAU